ACAAAACUGUACUGUGUAACAUCAUUAACAAUAAAAUAUUAAAGUUGUUUUUUAUUCCUUUUCGAUCAAAAAAGUCAAUAACCUUUGGUAUUUAUCUUCAACUUGCAACUUGCUUAGGGUUUGCACUUCCAUUUUCUCACCUGUUUCUUCUUCUGGGUUUAGUCAAGGGCUAGUUGGAUUUUAAGGUUUUUUGUGGAGGAGAGAUAAGAUAAGAAGAUGGUUAUUGAUGGGCAGUAGGGGAAGAAUUGCUGAGGAUACUAACAAAAUUGCCAACGGGAUGCCGAGUUACGCGCCUCCAUUGCCGCCGCCUAAUUCCAUGGGCAUGGAAGGAACUAAUAUUCAUCCUUCUCGAAUUUCUGAUUUUGGAGCCCUUGAACAGUCUCUAGGAUUUCGUGUUGAGGAUGCCAUGAAUCUUAGCAGAAAUCCAGUGUUUAAUCAAAUGAAAGCAAAUAGCCAAGCUUUAGGUGCUGAUAUUCAAUUUGGUGCUCUAAGUAAGUCAAUUGCAAACUCGGAUAUAAAUCUCUCUGCUGCCAUUGCUGGAUCUCAGACAUUGCAACAACAAAAAGACUUGCAGCCGAAUUUGGCUUCAACAUCUGGCGGCCAUCGCGAGAAUUGGGGAGAGUCCAACAUGGGUGAUGGAAGCCCUGAUACUUCAACAGAUGAUACAGAAGACAAGAAUCAAAUGGCUGAAAGAGGAGAAUCAAGUGAAAGAUCAAAAGAUAAAUCAGAUCAAAAGACGUUAAGACGGUUAGCUCAAAAUCGCGAGGCUGCCAGAAAAAGCCGACUGAGGAAAAAGGCAUAUGUGCAACAAUUAGAGAGCAGUAGGCUGAAACUGACCCAACUGGAGCAAGAACUACAGCGAGCACGCCAGCAGGGGAUUUUUAUUUCAAGCACUGGAGAGCAGACUCAUUCACUGAGUGGAAAUGGCGCGAUGGCAUUUGAUGCAGAAUAUGCACGAUGGUUAGAAGAGCAUAAUAGGCAAACCAAUGAACUAAGGGCUGCGAUAAAUUCUCAUGCGGGGGACAUUGAACUCCGUACCAUUGUGGAAAAUUUCAUGACUCAAUUUGAAGAUAUCUACAGGCUGAAAGGUGUUGCAGCAAAAGCCGAUGUUUUCCACAUUCUAUCAGGAAUGUGGAAGACUCCAGCUGAGAGGUGUUUCAUGUGGAUUGGAGGCUUUCGGUCAUCCGAAAUUCUUAAGGUGAGAGAUUUCUCAUUUGUCUAUUCUCCAUUGGUCUAUAAUAUUCUAUCAUUUUUCUUUCUUUUUCUCACGUCAUGCCGAUCUCAACCUGGAUUUCCAUCCUUGCAGCUUCUUGUAAGUCAUUUGGAGCCUUUAACCGAGCAACAAUUAAUGGGCAUCUACAACUUGCAACAGUCAUCCCAACAGGCCGAAGAUGCUCUCUCCCAAGGAAUGGAUGCAUUGCAGCAAUCACUUUCCGAGACUUUGGCUAAUGGUUCACCUAACCCAUCAGGCUCUUCUGGAAAUGUGGCUAACUACAUGGGCCAAAUGGCCAUGGCCAUGGGAAAGCUCGGUACACUUGAGGGCUUUCUUCGCCAGGCUGAUAAUCUGCGGCAGCAAACAUUGCAACAAAUGCUUCGAAUAUUAACAACCAGACAAUCAGCUCGAGCUCUUCUUGCAAUAAGCGAUUAUUUCUCCCGGCUGCGAGCCUUGAGUUCUCUAUGGCUUGCGCGGCCAAGGGAGUAAACUGUUCCAAACCUAAAUUUAUGUUCAUUCAAGCCUGACAUGUUAAAAGAUUGAUCAUAUAUAUAAAUAUCUUCCACGUUCUGCAUGAAACCAGUGUCUUUUGGCAAAUGAAUUCCUAUUGUGAAGAAGAAGCCUAGUUGUGAAACCAUGAUUUUUCUAUUCUCAUCCACCUACUGCUGGUGUGGUACAACAUUUUUCAUUAAGCUUUUCUAUGUUUUGAUAAAUAGUGUUCAAUAAUUUGAUUAUAUAGGUGUAUGAUAGAUAGAGUUGGAAGGUGAAAAAUGUAGAAGUAGGUUAAAGUUGUUCAUUGUAUUUCAGAAAUCAAGCUUAUAUAAGGGUGUUUUCCUCUCUUUAUGAUGGUCUGUGGUUGGUGGUUGCACAGUGGUGUAUGUUUGUAUAUAUACUUUUUUUUUUUCUUGUGGUGUAUUGGGAAGAUAUUAUUGACUAGUAAUUUAAUUAAUGUGUAUCAGUGACAAAUAUUUGUA
Molecule: messenger RNA, 2187 nt
Organism: Vicia villosa (hairy vetch)
Lineage: Eukaryota; Viridiplantae; Streptophyta; Magnoliopsida; Fabales; Fabaceae
Product: transcription factor TGA2.3-like
Exons: 11
Coding region: 227-1702 (491 amino acids)
Biological process (GO): DNA-templated transcription; regulation of DNA-templated transcription
Molecular function (GO): DNA-binding transcription factor activity; sequence-specific DNA binding
Source: RefSeq, a predicted model, not a curated record